AUGGCGCUGUUCAGGAGGUUCAUCGAGCCUGGCCGGCUGUGCGUUGUGCAGUAUGGGCCUGAUGAGGGCAAGCUCUGCUUUGUUGUGGACAUCAUCAAUGGCAACAGAAUCCUCGUGGAUGGCGCCAACGUCACUGGAGUGCGUCGGCAGUCGAUUCCGAUCCGGCGGGUGGCGCUCACGGACAUGCGGCUCAAGAUCCCGCACGGCGUGCGCAGCGUGACUUUGCGCAAAGCGCUGGAAAAAGAUGAUGUAAUUAAAAAGUUCAACGAGAGUUCUUGGGGAAGAAAAAGAAUUGCGAAGCAGCGCAGGGCUGCGCUGACGGACUUCGAGCGGUUCAAGUUGAUGGUGGCGCGCAAGCAGCGCGCGCAGGCGGUGCGCGCCAAGCUCGGCAAGCGCAUGCAAAAAGUGGAAAGUUGA
Molecule: messenger RNA, 417 nt
Organism: Eimeria tenella
Lineage: Eukaryota; Apicomplexa; Conoidasida; Eucoccidiorida; Eimeriidae
Product: 60S ribosomal protein L14, putative
Exons: 3
Coding region: 1-417 (138 amino acids)
Biological process (GO): ribosomal large subunit biogenesis; translation
Cellular component (GO): cytosolic large ribosomal subunit; ribosome
Molecular function (GO): RNA binding; structural constituent of ribosome
Source: RefSeq, a predicted model, not a curated record